AAUAAACAUUCUUGACUAUUGUAAGAUGGGAAUUCUGUCUGUUUUAUUUAAACCAGAACUUUACGAACUCUGAGUUGCAGACGGAGUAUUUUAAUUGAAAUUAACAUUGAGAACAUAAUUCUUUUAACAAUUGGUCCUUCGAGCCGGAUCCAAAAAUCUGUCCCUGUCUUCCUAAGGUAACACUCCGAAAACCGUGCAUGGGUGGGUCAUCAACCCGUAAAUUAAAGACCUGUCCCCUGAAAUUGGGGGUCCAUAACAGGCCGGCAUUUAUCUAAGGUCGACAGAGACGAUGACGGGAUCCAACCUACAUUGCUUUUCCCAGCCUACAAGACGAAGGACGAUGUUGUACACAGAGCUGCUGCGGUUGUGGGAUGAAGCAGUGAAGGCAGUGGAUGCCAGAGACUGGCAGGGAGCCCUGUCUAAACUGAACCAGAUCACUGAACCUACCUCCCGUACUCUGUUUCUGACUGCCUCUGCUCACCUUGCCCUGGGGCAGCUGGAGCCUGCCAUCCAGGCUUUAGACCAGACCAUAGCCAAGGAUGAGCGACUUGCAGUUGGCUUUUUCCAAAGAGCUGGAACACUCAUAAUGGCUAGCAGGCUGGAGGAGGCUCUGAAUGACUGUAUCUCAGCUCAGAAACACAUGAGAGGGAACGUGGUCAUUGACUACAGACAGCUGGGGCUACGCUACAAGCUCUACAGCUGGCAGGUCUUGUAUAACGCAGCAGCUGUCCACUCCAGGUUGAACCAGUUGGACAAAGCCAGAGACAUCCUGCUCUCAGCCUCCCAGGAGAAAGGAGGAGGGGGGCGAGGACUGAACGUGGAAGUGGCUUUACAUAGUCUCUCUAAGGGAGAGGUGCUGCCCAUCCUCCUGGUGCCAGAGGGAGAGGUGUUCCGGCCCAGGAAACAGGACGUAGAACAGCUGGGACAGAGAGACUUCCUGGGCAAACCAAUGGUAAUUUCCUCAAUGAUUCCCAAUGAUGACUUUGGUGGAUUUGAACCUCUCAGGAUCAAUAAACCAGGAUACUACGAGCCCAAGGUGGAUAGAGUGGAGGAAUCUCGCUACAUGCGUCUGCGUACCCCCUACAUGUCCCAAGCCCCUGGGCAGCUGACGGUGCCUGGGGGAGCCAUAGUGUUUCUUUUCAGUGAUGCAGACAGAGAUGGACUGGCCAUGGUCAUACAUGAUGGACAGAAAGGACUUGUUCCCAUGACCCUGCUGGACCCAGUGGAUGUCAACAAGUCCAAAGGCAGAAAAAAAAAUAAAAGUAUUCCCAGUGGGAUCCCCCUCCCACCGGGUCUCAAGCCGCCCACUCGCCCACAGAGCCAGCUUAGCCAUGAAGAACCUCCACAGGAGAGGCCUGAUAGAGAGGCAUCUCCACCCUCAUCUGCCUCUGCCACCCACCCACCAACCACCUCCACCCCACCACCCAGGAACCCACCCACGGUGGACAGUCCUACUGAGCUGACUGAGGAUCCUCUGGCCAACCGUACCAUUCUCUACCACAUGGUGGCACUGUAUGACUAUGCAGCUGAGGGACCAGAGGAUUUGGAGUUCAGUGAGGGAGACACUAUUGACAUUCUCAGUGAAGUUAAUGAAGAGUGGCUGGAGGGUCACUGUGCUGGUAACAUUGGCAUCUUCCCCAGCCUUUUUGCCUACCGGGAAGGAGAGGCCCCCUCAACCAUCGAUCGGAUGACCAUGUUGCUAUCAAACAAGGAAUAGGCUCAACUCUUGCUCACAGUUAACAACUUGAUACUUUAUUUUUUUUAUCUAAUUCAAGUUAAAAUGAUGACGGCUGUCAACGGCCUUCUUCAGAAUCAGUACGGAGACUAUGCAGCAUGUCAUCUCUUGGUGUUCUUCUGUGGUUGUCUGAUGGAGGACUACAUAAUUGGGUUUGCUGCAUGCCUGACCAAGCCACUGACAUUUUCCAUCCACUCAGAGGGAAUAGAGUGGGUAUACUGGGUAGCAUUUGACCAACAGGUCAAACUUAAAGUGUUUCACCUUUUCUACUUACUGUCAACUGCUGUGAAUGAAUGUGGACCACUGUUAUACUGUUAUAUGGUUGUUACUUCCUCCAUGAUCACGUAAACCUGUUAAACUAAAGAAGAUCUAGUGGUAA
Salmo salar (Atlantic salmon) is the source of this 2114-nucleotide messenger RNA. Its product is annotated as neutrophil cytosol factor 2. NCBI's taxonomy places the organism in Eukaryota, Metazoa, Chordata, Actinopteri, Salmoniformes, Salmonidae. Gene Ontology annotation, molecular function: superoxide-generating NADPH oxidase activator activity; protein binding. The record is from RefSeq and is a predicted model, not a curated record. Gene Ontology annotation, biological process: superoxide anion generation.